Drosophila subobscura is the source of this 678-nucleotide messenger RNA. RefSeq names its product 40S ribosomal protein S12, mitochondrial. The transcript has 2 exons. Gene Ontology annotation, molecular function: structural constituent of ribosome. Gene Ontology annotation, cellular component: small ribosomal subunit; ribosome. NCBI's taxonomy places the organism in Eukaryota, Metazoa, Arthropoda, Insecta, Diptera, Drosophilidae. The record is from RefSeq and is a predicted model, not a curated record. Gene Ontology annotation, biological process: translation. The coding region runs from base 140 to 559 and encodes 139 amino acids.
CACUGAAGAAAUUGCUGCCUUUAUAAAUUAUAAAUUAAAAAUAAGCUUAAAUAUCAAAUUUUGUACACUAUUGACUGGUUGGCACACCACCCAAUUAUUUUUGUAAACCGGCAAGAGAUCCCGACGUCACAGCAACAACAUGAACUUCCUGCGGCAAACAUUUAGCAUUACGAAACAUUUGACAGCGCAGGCCAUGCAGAGCGGGUAUGUGAGCGCCUUGCGCGGCAUGGCCUCGCUGAAUCAAAUGCAUCGCUCUGGACCUCAUAUCAAGACAAGGCCGCCACGCCAGCCGCUGGAUGGUAAGCCUUUUGCCAAGGGCGUCGUCCUAAAGACGCUGAUCAAGAAGCCCAAGAAACCGAAUUCGGCCAACCGCAAGUGCGUGCUGGUGCGCCUCUCCACCGGCAAGGAAAUGGUGGCCUAUAUACCCGGCAUUGGACACAAUCUGCAGGAGCACAACAUCGUUCUCUGUCGCGUCGGUAGGCUGCAGGAUGUUCCCGGCGUGAAGCUGAAGGCGGUGCGCGGUGUCUACGACCUGGCGCAUGUAAUCAAGAAAAAUUAGUAGUUCCUGCAGCCCAGAACAUUGUAUAGAUACACAUAAAGAUAUACAUAGAUACAGAUAUAUGUACAUGUGUACGUAACAUCCACAAAACAAAAUGCCAGUCAGCCCAUCCAGCAUUG